CAUCAACUCCACAGUCUUUCUUCACUAUCAGUCAACCUCCGCCAAAGUAGGGACAGAAUAAAGGCAUCAAAGCGUGCAACGCUUCUUUAUCCCAGAAACUUAGUAGCAAUGUGGAUCUCGGAAUUUAUCUCAAUCUAUGGCCUCUACAUGGCAAGAUCGGACUGACCGAUUGUACUACUACUACUAUCUCUCUAUCGUGUUGAAACCUCAACGUUCAAGAUGUCCUCCAUCUACGGCACUUACAAAGGAUGGUAUCUCCCAGGAUUCGAAUCGGACGAGUCACUGGAGCACAAAAAGAUCGAGCAGCAGAUGGACGAGACGGAGACAUCUACCUCAAACGAAGAAGCCUGCGCAUUCAGGUACACCGGGCAGACGGUAAACAAAGCGUUCGUUGGGAAGGUGACGCAGCUUCUGGUGGGCAAUGGAAUCCCCAACUUUCUCUUUGGUGACAUGAUGUUCCGUUUCUUUGGAUGUGAGACUGACGUGCUCAGCAUCAAUCUCUCGAUUCCAGAUGAGCUCAUGGACGAGGCGGCCCGAGUCUUGCGCCAGGCAGGCUUUUACGACGGUCCCGUCGAGCCCUUCGAAGUCGAGGAAGCCCAGUGUGUCCAGGAGUUCCAGACUCGCCAGGACCAGCAGCCUUUCCUGGCCUGGGGGUGCCGAUAUCUUGAUGACCACGAGUACCACCGAAGCUUUGGAGCUUGGUGGCUGCCUACGCAUGUGUUCCAUCUCAAUCAAACGCCGGGCAAGCUAGGUCACGUUGAUCUCAGCCUCUUCACACACUCGCACUACUUCUGGGACCUACCGGCUCCUACACUGGCUCCCGAUGAGGAUGCCCAAAGCUCCUACGUUCUGUCCAAGGACCGCCGUCUUCCAGAACCGGUCUGCUUUGGGCCCGGUCGCCAUGCGGUCAAGAUGAUUUUACCUGCGUGCCUAGUUGAGGCUCUGAUCCUCCUCGCCUACCGAGAUAUACAUGUACCGUCGCAGAUAACGUUCAGCGACUGGCACGACGACCUUUUCGUGAUCUUCAAGAUGGUCAGCGGAUGGGAAUGGCCCGAGGACGACCCUACCUUCGAUGGUUACAGCCAGUUCACCAAAGCCGAUCCCCAUGGGUGGCAGUUUUCCUUGGACGGCCAGCGCCUCCGCAUGCGAAGCAAGGUGACGGGUUUGGAUCCGAGAUGGCUCCGACUGGCAGCCUUUCAGCCACUGUUUCAGAAAUACUUCGAAGAUCUGUUCGAGACCGUGCACCUACCCCGCGAAUCCUACCUACGCACGCCGUCACCUGAAAAUACACUGAGCGAAGAAGAACAAAGAAAGGAAUUUGCAGAAUGGGACAAAUUGAUCGAGAACGAAGAGGAACUCGCAGAAUGGGAGAAGCGGAUUCAGUAG
Molecule: messenger RNA, 1386 nt
Organism: Aspergillus brunneoviolaceus CBS 621.78
Lineage: Eukaryota; Fungi; Ascomycota; Eurotiomycetes; Eurotiales; Aspergillaceae
Exons: 1
Coding region: 220-1386 (388 amino acids)
Source: RefSeq, a predicted model, not a curated record